Messenger RNA from Falco peregrinus (peregrine falcon), 4268 nucleotides. It is a transcript of the gene NEFH, whose product is annotated as neurofilament heavy chain. Gene Ontology annotation, biological process: axon development. Gene Ontology annotation, cellular component: axon; neurofilament. NCBI's taxonomy places the organism in Eukaryota, Metazoa, Chordata, Aves, Falconiformes, Falconidae. Gene Ontology annotation, molecular function: structural constituent of postsynaptic intermediate filament cytoskeleton. The record is from RefSeq and is a predicted model, not a curated record. Bases 22 to 3024 code for a protein of 1000 amino acids. The transcript is spliced from 4 exons.
CUGUGCCGGUGCCCACCCCCGAUGCCGGCGGCGGGGCGGAGCGGCCGCCCCGAGCCCUAUAAAGCGGGCGGCGGCGGCACUGGUGCCGCAGCGAGGGUGGGGGUCGCCAUGAGCCUGAUGUUGGAGACGCUGCUGGCCCCCCCGGGGGGGCUCCGCAAGGAGCUGGGCCGCGCACCCCCGCGCUCCGCCGCCUCCAGCGGCUUCUACUCGUGGCCGGGACCGGUGGUGGGGAGGGCUCGAGGCGGGGGGGGCGGCGGCGGCAGCGCGGCCGCUUCCUCUACCGAGAGCCUGGACUCGCUGAACGGGGAACCGCGGGCGCGGAAUGAGAAGGAGCUGCUGCAGGUGCUGAACGAUCGCUUCGCCGGUUACAUCGAGCGGGUGCGGGCGCUGGAGCAGCAGAACCGGGCGCUGGCGGCUGAGGCGGCGGCGCUGCGGCAGCAGCAGGCAGGGCGCUCGGCCAUGGGCGAGCUGUAUGCGCGGGAGCUGCGCGACAUGCGGGGCACCGUGCUGCGGCUGGGCGCCGAGAAGGGGCAGCUGCGGCUGGAGCGGGCGCGCCUGGCCGAGGACGUGGCGGCGCUGCGGGGGCGGCUGGAGGAGGAGGCCCGGCAGCGAGCCGAGCUGGAGGCGGCGGCCCGCGGGCUGGCCCAGCGCUCGGCGCAGGAGGAGAGAGCGCGGGGUCCGCUGGAGGAGCGAGCCCGAGCCCUGCGGGAGGAGGCGGAGACGCUGCGGAGGCAGCACCGGGCCGAGGUGGGGGCGCUGCUCCGCGGAGCCCGCCCCGAGCCCCCCGCCGAGCUCCCCUCCGCCCUGCGCCCCGGGGUCACCGCCGCGCUGCGCGACCUGCGCGCUCAGCUGGAGGGCACGGCGGUCCGCAGCACGCUGCAGGCCGAGGAGUGGUUCCGCGUGAGGCUGGACAAGCUCUCGGAGGUUGCUAAGGUGAACACAGAUGCCAUCCGCUUGGCUCAGGAGGAGAUCUCGGAGUACCGCCGCCAGCUCCAGUCCAAGACCACAGAGCUCGAAGCCCUCAAAGGGACCCAGGAGUCACUGGAGAGGCAGAGACAGGACUCGGAGGAGCGCCAUCAUGCAGAUGUCCUGUCCUACCAGGAAACUAUCCAGCAGCUUGACAACGAGCUGAGGAACACCAAGUGGGAGAUGGCAGCUCAGCUCCGGGAGUACCAGGAUUUACUCAACGUCAAAAUGGCCCUGGACAUUGAAAUUGCUGCCUAUAGAAAGCUCUUGGAAGGGGAGGAAUAUCGAAUUGAGUCUGGCUUUGGGAUGCUUUCCUUCCCUGAGGUGUCCCCCAAGGCUCCCAGCAUCACCGCCAACAUCAAGGUGAAGAGUGAAGAGAAGAUCAAGGUGGUGGAAAAAUCUGAGAAGGAGACUGUGAUUGUGGAGGAGCAGACAGAGGAAAUUCAGGUGACAGAGGAGGUCACAGAGGAAGAGGAGGCUGAGAAAGAGGCUGAAGAAGAGAAAGCUGAAGAGGCGGAGAAAGAAGAAGAGGAGAAAGCUGAAGCAGAGGGUGAAGAGGAGGCCAAGUCUCCUGAAAAAGAGGAGGCCAAGUCCCCAGAGAAACCUGAGUCCCCUUCAAAGGAGGAGGCCAAGACUCCAGCUGUCAAGUCACCCGAAAAGCCACCAACCCCCUCAAAAGAGGAGGCCAAGACCCCAGUGGUGAAGUCCCCAGAGAAACCUGCACCCCCCUCAAAAGAGGAGGCCAAGACCCCAACGGUAAAGUCCCCAGAGAAACCUGCACCCCCCUCAAAAGAGGAGGCCAAGAUCCCAACGGUAAAGUCCCCAGAGAAACCUGCACCCCCCUCAAAAGAGGAGGCCAAGACCCCAACGGUAAAGUCCCCAGAGAAACCUGCACCCCCCUCAAAAGAGGAGGCCAAGACCCCAACGGUGAAGUCCCCAGAGAAACCUGCACCCCCCUCAAAAGAGGAGGCCAAGAGCCCUGCCAUCAAAUCUCCAGAGAAACCUGCACCACCCUCAAAAGAGGAGGCCAAGACCCCAAUGGUGAAGUCCCCAGAGAAACCUGUACCCCCCUCAAAAGAGGAGGCCAAGAGCCCUGCCAUCAAAUCUCCAGAGAAACCUGCACCCCCCUCAAAAGAGGAGGCCAAAACCCCAGCUAUGAAGUCCCCAGAGAAAACCCCAACCCCCUCAAAGGAGGAGGCCAAGACUCCAGCUGUCAAGUCCCCUGAAAAGUCACCAACCCCUUCAAAAGAGGAGGCCAAGAGCCCUGCCACCAAAUCUCCAGAAAAACCUUCACCCCCCUCAAAAGAGGAGGCCAAAACCCCAGCUGUGAAGUCCCCAGAGAAACCUGCACCCCCCUCAAAAGAGGAAGCCAAAACCCCAUCUGUCAAAUCCCCAGAAAAAACCCCGACCCCCUCAAAAGAGGAGGCCAAAAGCCCUGCUGUUAAAUCCCCAGAGAAGCCCCCAAGCCCCUCAAAGGAGGAGGGCAAGACCCUGACCGUGAAGUCCCCUGACAAAGUCAAAUCUCCUGUGAAGGAGGUUGUCAAGUCUCCACAGAAGGAAGCCGCCCCAGCCAAGGAGCCCACUCCCUCCCCUCAAAAGGAGCCGAAAGCCCCUGCGAAGGAAGAGCAGCCCAAAGAGGUGAAGCCUCCCUCCAAGCCUGCACCUGAGGAGGGCAGGAAGGCAGAAGCUCCCAAGAAGGAUGUUUCAGCCAAGGUGGAGGAGAAGCCCAAAGAGAAAGCGGCUGCUGUGCCAGAGCCUCCAGCUCCACAGGUGAAGGAAACUAAGCCAGGCCUUAAACCUGUGGAAGAAGGAAAAGCUGAGAAGGAGGCUCCACCAAAACCUCAGCAGAAGGUCAGCAAAGCAGCUGUGAAGGAGGCUGAGAAGCCAAAGACUGAGGAGAAGGCAGAGGAGCCCAAGAAGGAGAAGGUGGAGGAUCCCAAAGCUAAAGUGAAACCCAAAGAAGAGCCCAAAGCCAGUAAAGACCCCUCCAAGGCUGAGGCCCCCUCCAGCAAGGAAGCCAAAGCCCCAGAGCCAGCACCCACUGCAGGGAAGAAGUGAGCAGAGCCCUGGGCGCCAAAGAGCACCUCUGGGUGCGGAAGCUGCUCCGCUCCCCUCCGAUGGCCGGGCCCGGCUUUCCCUUAGCAAUAUGUCUGUGUGAGAGACGCAGCCCCCCGCUGCCCUGCCCUGGCGGUUUGGCCGAUAGCUUCCCUAGCAGAAUGUGAUACACGCCGAGCGCCACAUUUAAACACUUGAAUUAUAACUGAGAAGAGAGCCCAGGGGAUCUGAGUGCUCCUUCUCCAAUAAGUGCAUUUAUUUAAUGUAUGUGCAAUUGAUGGAUGAGUGCAAUGCAGAGCUCUAGCUGCUUGGGAGGGGUUGGGAGGGGGGCUGGUGGGUGCUGAGGGUCCUUCCCUGACCUGAGGGUGACGACUGUCCCUCCGAGCGGUGACCCAGGCUGCGGCUGGCUUCGGUGGAAGAGGCUGGGUGCUGCAGGAACGCUCACAGACACGGUGCACUAGGAACCUCAGCCCACUGUUACUUGCUUUCUGUGCAAUAACCAAAUAAAGUGCUUACAGAGAUGCUCUGGCUUUGCUGGCCUCCUGUCCAGGGCUGGGGAGGGGGCUGGGGGAGGGUGGCACAGGGCUUUCCAGCACCCUAGCUGCAUUAGAGGGAGGAAAGCCCAGCCAUUGCCUGUGGCAAACCCACGCCACUGUGGGCACAAAGGACCCCGUGUCCUGCUGGGCCUGCCCCACCGCUCUGCUCUGCCAAGGAUUGCAGCAGUUUUUCUUCUUCCUUCCCUUUUUAAAGCGGGGCUCCCAGGGGGCUGGUAGGGCCUGGUUUAACCUGAGCGCUGCAGUGCAGCACUACCCUGAGAGCAGGGGCUGCGUGGGGGCACUGAGAGGGUCUGUCAGCCUUCCUGGUGGAGAAACCUCCCACGGUGGCCAAGUGGAGAGACAAUGACCUUGGGAGCAGGGAUAGAGCCCCACCUCAGCCAGCCUGGACAUAAGAUGGGAGCCACCGGGGGGAGCUGGGAUUCCCAUCCCAAAUCUCAACCCCUUGCUGGUGCCAUGAGGUCUUGCCUCUCACAGGACACAACUCUGCUCCCCCCCUGCCCCAAGCAUGAGCCCAGGGAAACAGCGAAGCCCCCGCUGCCUCAUUGCAGGGUUUGUGCUGAGCGGGCUGGCAGCCAGCACAGGCAAGGACAGGCGAGGGCUGCAGUGCGGGCUCUGAAAAGGGGCUAUUUUUAGCCAUCUCAGUUUUUAGCCAUCUCAGUUCCACAGUCCCGAGGGAGCAAGGGCCGGAGG